Messenger RNA from Ascochyta rabiei, 573 nucleotides. RefSeq lists its product as uncharacterized. The transcript has 2 exons. NCBI's taxonomy places the organism in Eukaryota, Fungi, Ascomycota, Dothideomycetes, Pleosporales, Didymellaceae. Bases 1 to 573 code for a protein of 190 amino acids. The record is from RefSeq and is a predicted model, not a curated record.
AUGCGUACCGCCUUCGCUGUCACUGCUUUCGCCGCUGCGGCUUUCGCCCAGUCCCAGUCUUCCUCGGUCGACCCCUUCCCCCAGACCACAUUCCUCCAGCAGACCAACUCGCUGGGUGUCGUGACUGGCCAGCCCGCUGCUGCCACGUCCAUCCCCAGCCAGCCGCCCGUUGACACUGUCAUCCCUACCCAGCCCACUGUUGUCACCUCGCAGCCUGCUGCUGACACCAGUGUUGGCAUCCCUGCCUCCAUCCCCGCUGUUGCCCCUGGCAUCUACACCAUCCCUGUUGCCGGCAAUGGUAACUCCACUCGCACUCUCGUUGUCAGCGCCAACAACUCCACCACCAUCGUCCUGAACCAGCCCACCUCUGGCUCGGCCGCUGCCUCCAACAGCGCCAACCCCACUGGCUCGGGCGCGUCGGGCUCUGGUACCGGCCGUCCCACUGGCUCCCCUACUGGCUCCUCGACUGCCUCUGGCACUGGUGCCCAAAGUUCUGCCGGUGCCGCGGCCAACCUCAAGGUUGCUGCUGGCUCCAUGGUCGGUUUCGGUGCCUUCGUUGCUGCUUUCUUGUAA